Molecule: messenger RNA, 645 nt
Organism: Rhodofomes roseus
Lineage: Eukaryota; Fungi; Basidiomycota; Agaricomycetes; Polyporales; Fomitopsidaceae
Exons: 14
Coding region: 1-645 (214 amino acids)
Source: RefSeq, a predicted model, not a curated record
AUGCACCAAGUCCCGGCGCCGGGGGUGCACCAAGUUGCGGCGCCGCAAGUGCUCCAAGUUGUGGCGCCGCAGGGAAUGUUAGGUUCAUUAGGAAAUCUCCUAAUGACACUACAAAGGGAAUGGUCUGUUGAUAAGAUUUCCAAUGGUCAGGCCGGUACAGCUGCUUUUCUUGUCUGGCUGGAAAUGUUAGGUUCAUUAGUAAAUCUUCUAAUGACAUUACAAGGGUUUGAUUUUCAAUGCUUAGGCCAGUACAGCAGCUUUUCUUGUUCAGCCACCACUAACCUAAUGUGGGCAAAGAAUACUGCCAUGAAACCAAUCCCAGAUGAAUAUGAGACAUUCUAUAGAAUUAACACAUGUGGUCCUAGUGUCAUUAGUUUAGCACAACUCGGCGCCGAGGAUGCACCAAGUCGCGGCGCCGAGCGAUGUUUCUCGGCGCUUAACGAGACGGUGCGGCGCCGAGGCUUGGUGCACCUGCGGCGCCACAACUUGGAGCACUUGCGGCGCCGCAACUUGGUGCACCCCCGGCGCCGGGACUUGGCUAGAAAGCUCAUUUAUGGUGCUUUUGAAGCAUGGGCAUGGUUUAUUCCAUAUGAUCGGCCGGUAUAUGACCUCCGGCCGGUAUAUGAGCUCUGGGUGGUGCAUUGA